Molecule: messenger RNA, 4118 nt
Organism: Lolium rigidum
Lineage: Eukaryota; Viridiplantae; Streptophyta; Magnoliopsida; Poales; Poaceae
Product: indole-3-acetaldehyde oxidase-like
Exons: 7
Coding region: 1-4107 (1368 amino acids)
Molecular function (GO): FAD binding; 2 iron, 2 sulfur cluster binding; iron ion binding
Source: RefSeq, a predicted model, not a curated record
AUGGGGUCGUUGUUCAAGGAUGCGUCGGCGGCGUCGGGGGAGAGCAGCUCGAGGGUGGUGCUGGCGGUGAACGGCGUGCGGCACGUGGCCGCCGGCGUCCACCCAUCCAUGACGCUGCUCGAGUUCCUCCGCACCAAGACGCCCGUCAGGGGACCCAAGCUCGGCUGCGGCGAAGGUGGAUGCGGCGCAUGCGUGGUCCUGAUCUCGAAGUACGACCCGGACACCGACGAGGUGACCGAGUUCUCGGCGAGCUCCUGCCUGACGCUCGUCGGCAGCCUGAACCACUGCUCGGUGACCACCAGCGAGGGCAUAGGCAACACCCGCGAUGGCUACCACCCGGUGCAGCAGCGCCUCGCCGGCUUCCACGCCUCCCAGUGCGGCUUCUGCACCCCCGGCAUGUGCAUGUCCAUCUUCUCCGCGCUCGUCAAGGCCGACAAGCCUGGCGCCACCAGCGAUGCAGCCCCGGCGCCGACUGGAUUUUCCAAGCUCACCUGCUCCGAGGCCGAGCACGCUGUCUCCGGCAACCUCUGCCGCUGCACCGGCUACCGACCCAUAGUUGACACCUGCAAGAGCUUCGCCGCCGACGUCGACCUCGAGGACCUCGGCCUCAACUCCUUCUGGAAGAAAGGCGCCGACCGCGCCGACGUCGACAAGCUGCCGACAUACUCCGCCGGUGCCGUUUGCACAUUCCCCGAGUUCCUCAAGGCCGAGAUCAAGUCGUCCCUAGAGCACCAAACGAACCGUGUUCCGGCGGUGAUUGCCAGCGACGAUGGCUGGUACCAUCCCAAGAGUAUCCAGGAGCUCCACAGCCUCUUCGACGCCAACUGGUUCGAUGAAACUUCAGUCAAGAUCGUGGCGUCCAACACCGGCGCAGGAGUGUACAAGGAGCACGACCUCUACGAGAAGUACAUCGACAUCAAAGGGAUCCCAGAGCUCUCGGUCAUCGACAGGAGCAACAAGGGGGUGGAGAUCGGUGCCGCCGUUUCCAUCGCCAAAGCCAUCGAGGUCUUCUCUGACGGCACUCCGGUGUUCAAAAAGAUCGCCGGUCACCUCAGCAAGGUGGCCUCGCCGUUCGUCCGGAACACGGCAACCAUCGGCGGCAACCUGAUCAUGGCGCAGAGGCUGUGGUUCGCGUCGGAUGUCGCCACCGUUCUCCUCGCCGCCGGUACGACAGUCACCAUCCAGACGGCCUCCAAAAUGCUCUGCCUGACGCUGGAGGAGUUCCUGGAGAAGCCUCCCUGCGAUGCCAAGACCAUACUACUCAGCAUAUUUGUCCCAGACUGGGAUUCAGACAGUGUCAUCUUCGAGACCUCCCGAGCAGCUCCGAGACCGUUCGGCAAUGCUGUCUCCUAUGUCAAUUCUGCAUUCAUGGCAAGGACUUCAGGUGAUGCAGCGUCUUGUGACCUCAUCGAGGAAAUUUGCCUCGCAUUUGGCGCUUUUGGCGUCGAUCACGCGAUCCGGGCUCGGAAGGUUGAGGAUUUCUUGAAGGGGAAAUCAGUGAGUGCGCCUGUUAUACUUGAAGCAGUUCAGUUGCUCAAAGAUGUUAUCACACCGUCAGAAGACACCACACACCCUGAGUACAGAGUCAGCUUGGCUGUCAGUUUCUUGUUCAGUUUCCUUUCUUCACUAGGCAAGGACCUGGUUGAACCGACAAAGGAUAUUAUCCCGAAUGGUUCAGGUGUUAAUGGGAUCAUGAAUGGUAGCGCCGAGUCCUUGACCGAAAAGCAUGCUGAGGUUGCAAGCGAUGACUUGCCGAUUCGCUCUAGGCAAGAACUUGUUUUCACUGACGAAUACAAACCUGUCGGCAAACCAAUCACGAAAGCUGGGGCAGAGCUACAGGCUUCGGGUGAGGCUGUGUAUGUUGAUGACAUCCCUGCUCCCAAGGAUUGCCUCUAUGGAGCAUUUAUCUACAGCACACACCCUCAUGCUCAUAUAAAGGGUGUCGACUUCAAAUCAUCUUUGGCUGCACAAAAGGUCAUCACGGUUAUCUCCGCAAAGGAUAUUCCUGCCGGUGGAAAGAAUGUUGGAUCCAGAUUCCCGAUGACCGGAGAAGAAGCGCUUUUCAGUGAUCCGGUUUCUGAAUUUGCUGGUCAAAAUAUUGGCGUUGUGAUUGCUGAAACACAGAAGUACGCCUAUAUGGCGGCGAAGCAAGCCGUGAUAGAGUACAGCACCGAGAAUCUUGAGCCGCCAAUUCUGACAAUAGAGGAUGCCAUCCAACAUAGCAGCUACUUUCAUCUUCCCCCUUUCUGGGCUCCUCAGCCAGUUGGAGACUUAGACAAAGGCAUGUCUGAAGCUGAUCACAAGAUCUUGACAGGAGAGGUGAAACUCGAGUCCCAGUACUACUUCUAUUUGGAGACGCAGACCGCCUUGGCCAUCCCGGACGAAGAUAACUGUAUCACCGUCUACGCCUCGACGCAGAUACCCGAAGUCACUCAGAAUGUCGUCGCGGACCUCCUCGGCCUUCCGUACCACAAUGUUCGUGUCAUCACGAGACGAGUUGGCGGCGGCUUCGGUGGGAAGGGAUUGAAGGGAUGCCAUGUGGCAUGUGCGUGUGCACUUGCAGCCUACAAGCUGCGGCGCCCUGUCCGGAUGUAUCUUGACCGCAAGACAGACAUGAUAAUGGCCGGAGGGCGGCACCCCAUGAAGGUGAAGUACAACGUCGGGUUCAAGUCGGACGGCACGCUGACAGCCCUGCACAUGGACCUCGGGAUCAAUGCCGGGAUAUCACCAGAUGUCAGCCCGCUGCUACCGGCGGCCAUCGUCGGCGCCCUCAAGAAGUACAACUGGGGCGCUCUGGCCUUCGACGUCAAGGUGUGCAAGACGAACGUGUCGUCCAAGUCGUCGGUGCGGGCGCCCGGCGACGUGCAGGGCUCCUUCAUCGCGGAGGCCAUCAUCGAGCACGUCGCGUCCACGCUCGCCGCCGACACCAACGCCGUCCGGAGGAAGAACCUUCACGGCAUCGAGAGCCUCACGACGUUCUACGGUGAUGCCGCGGGGGAUGCCGCCACGUACAGCCUCGUUGACAUGUUCGACAGGCUUGCCGCGUCGCCGGAGUACCGGAGCAGAGCGGCGGCGGUGGAGCGGUUCAACGGUAGCAGCAGGUGGAAGAAGCGCGGGAUCUCGUGCGUGCCGAUCACGUACGAGGUGAGUCUCCGCCCGGCGCCCGGGAAGGUGUCGAUCCUGAACGACGGGUCCAUCGUCGUCGAGGUCGGCGGCGUGGAGAUCGGGCAGGGGCUGUACACCAAGGUGAAGCAGAUGGCCGCGUUCGGGCUGGCGGAGCUGGUCCCCGAUGCCGACGGGCUCCUAGACAAGGUGCGCGUGAUCCAGGCCGACUCGCUGAGCCUGGUCCAGGGCGGCUUCACCGGCGGGAGCACCACCUCCGAGGUCAGCUGCGAGGCGGUCCGGCAGUCGUGCGCCACACUCGUCGAGCGGCUCAAGCCCAUCAAGGAGAGCAUGGAGGAGGGCAAAUCCGGUGCGGCGGCGCCGUGGAGCGCCCUGAUCGCCCAGGCGUCGAUGGCGAGCGUGAACCUGUCGGCGCACGCCUACUGGACGCCCGACCCAGCCUUCCUAAAAUACAUCAACUACGGCGCCGGCGUCAGCGAGGUGGAGAUCGACGUGCUGACGGGAGCGACGACGAUCCUGAGGAGCGACCUGCUGUACGACUGCGGGCAGAGCCUGAACCCAGCGGUGGACCUCGGCCAGGUGGAAGGCUCGUUCGUGCAAGGCGUGGGGUUCUUCACGAACGAGGAGUACGCGACGAACGCGGACGGGCUGGUGAUCAACGACGGCACGUGGACGUACAAGAUCCCGACGGUGGACACCAUCCCGAAGCAGCUCAACGUGGAGCUCAUCAACAGCGCGCGCGACCAGAAGCGAGUGCUCUCCUCCAAGGCCUCCGGUGAGCCGCCGCUGCUGCUGGCGGCGUCGGUGCACUGCGCUAUGCGGGAGGCCAUCCGAGCGGCCAGGACCGAGUUCUCGGCCGAGUCGCCGCUGACGUUCCAGAUGGACGUGCCGGCCACCAUGGCCGACGUCAAGGAGCUCUGCGGCCUCGACGUCGUCGAGAGGCACCUCCAGAGCCUCUCCGCGGCCGCCUCCGCCAAGGCGUGAUGUUGUUUGUC